GUGACCAGGGUUAGUUUGCAAAGUGAAAGUGGUGGGUGGAGUUUGAGGAUUAAUCUCUGGUUUGAGUUCUCUACCUUCCCUCCUUUUAUAUUUCGGUCGGUCUCGAACCCCCCCUUGAAUGGAGCUACUGGAUGGCGUCUGGUUGCGCUCCACCCAAACUAGAGGAGUUCAUUCUCACAGAGAAACUGGGCAGUGGUACCUACGCCACUGUAUACAAAGCCUACAGAAAGGUGAACAGUCGUGAGGUCGUGGCCAUUAAGUGUGUGAGUAAAAAAAGUUUGAACAAAGCCUCGGUGGAGAACCUGCUGACUGAGAUCGAAAUCUUGAAGACGGUCAGGCAUCCUCAUAUUGUGCAGCUGAAGGAUUUUCAAUGGGACAGCGAGAACAUUUACCUGAUCAUGGAAUUCUGUGCUGGCGGCGAUCUCUCCCACUUCAUCCGCACUCGCAGGGUGCUUCCCGAAGGAGUGGCCAGGCGCUUUCUUCAGCAGCUGGCAUCAGCUCUCCAGUACCUCCACGAGCGAAACAUCUCUCACCUCGAUCUGAAACCACAGAACAUUCUGGUCAGUUCCCGGAGCACCCCUCACCUCAAACUUGCUGAUUUUGGCUUUGCUCAGCACAUGUCCCCUUGGGACGAGAAGCACGUUCUGCGUGGAUCCCCACUCUACAUGGCACCAGAGAUGGUGUGUCGCCAACAGUACGAUGCUCGUGUGGAUCUGUGGUCAGUGGGCGUCAUCCUGUACGAGACUUUGUUCGGACGCCCGCCCUUCGCAUCAAAAUCGUUCACUGAGCUGGAGGAGAAAAUCCGCAGCAACAAGGCCAUUGAGCUUCCGCCAGGCACCCGUGUCUCAAGAGAAUGCAGGGAUUUACUGCUCCGGCUGCUAGUGAGGGAUCCGGAACGGAGAAUAACCUUUGAGGAAUUCUUUACGCACCCGUUUGUGGACCUGGAUCACAUGCCGAGUGCAGAGAGCCUGGAGAAGGCGACUGCGUUGGUUGUGGAUGCUGUGAAGAAGGAUCAGUCGGGGGACCUGUCUUCUGCUCUCUCCCUCUAUUGCAAGUCACUGGAGUACUUUGUUCCUGCGCUGCACUAUGAAUCAGACCGACGACGGAAGGCAGCCAUCAGGUCAAAGGUAACUCAGUACCUCUCCAGGGCAGAGGAGUUGAAGUUAUUGGUUGCCAAGAGCAACAGGGCUAACUUUGAACAGGCCAAGUCAGCGAGAGAUAUACUGAAAGAAAUGUCCCAGGAUAAGCCGCGACUCCUGGCUGCAUUGGAAAUUGGUUCUGUUGCCAUCGCCAAGGACGAAGAAGGUGAUGAUUCGGAAGAAACUCUAGACCUUUAUCAACAGAGUCUCGGGGAACUCCUGCUCAUGUUGGCGAGUGAACCACAGGGCAGAAGACGAACGAUUUUACAUAAAGAGGUUCAGAACCUCAUGAGCCGAGCUGAAUACCUGAAGGAACAACUCAAGAUGAGAGAGACUCAGAAGGAGGCAGCUACUAUGGACCAGGAUCCUUUCUCGGAGUCCGUCAAAAGCAGUUGUUCACUCCAGUGAUCACAUGCAUCAAUUUCAUUUUGAUGCUGACACCUGGCUGCUGUCUUCCCUGGGCAAGGUCCAAGCACUUCUGGUCGUAACUCUGAGGAUAUUGAAUCACAAUCUCUUGACUGAAGCAAUGAUGACUACCACAAAUCAUAUCGGUACAAGAGUCUUUCUGGAAAACAGUUUUAUGCUUGCACUUUAGAAGAAAAUCGCAGAACUUGAAUAUUGCUGAACAGAGAGACACAUCAUCGAAGGUUUUCACCUUGCGGUCAUCAGGACGAGAGCAAGAAUGCCAAAUUUCAAACAAUCACAAGUUGAUAUUACAGGAGAAAAGGAUGCCCAUUGGUUGACAAGUCAAGUCCAGCUGAGGUGCUGCCCUCAAGAUAGCAACAAAGAACAGUAUGAUUCCCUGAAAUCCUGGCUGGUUCAGAAAGGUGCGAGGCUUGAACAUGUUCCUUUUGUUUGCAGAUAGUAGAUUCAUGCGAAUGAAUAUACAUCCCUAUUAGCAAGUGUAAAUGAGCCAUGUUAUGAGUCCGAUUAUCUUAAUUUGAUUGCCUAAGUUUGCUGUAAGAGUAGCUAUUAGCGUAUUCUGGAUCGCUCCGCAGCUGCCCCUCCAUGGAAUUACAUCUAACAGAGGUUCUGCAUUGUGUUUGGAGGUGGUGGCUGGCUGAGUUUGGUCUGUAUCUGCCUAUUAAAAAUGAAUGGAGCAUGCUGUUUGAUUCAAUCAGCUAAAUUGCUGGAACAUACAGCCCAUGAACCUGGCACUGGAACGCUACUUCGUCUCACGUCAUAUAAAUUAAUGAGAUAGUUGAAAUUUUGGCAUUCUUCCAUUUGUCCUGAUGAAAGCAAGAGGAACAGCUUUGGCGAUAAGUUGCUCUUUCCACAAUCACAGUCCAGGAUGUUUAACCUUUCAUGGGUACAACAUAAUAUUUGUGCUACUUGAGCAGUCCUGUUUAAUUUUGGCCUAGAUUAGACUGCUGAAUUUGGAAAUGAACUCCCUGCUGCUUUCUGGUCAUGGCUACUGUUAAUCAUUCUGUUUCGCCUUACAUAUGUGGGAUACUGGUAUCCAUUGAUUGGAUGCGGAAAUGCAGAUAUCAAGUAACCAUCCAGACAACAAGAUUAGCCAGUUUAGAAAAAGACAGAAUUUGCAAAUAGAUGGUACUGCACUAUAGACAUCCCAAACCUUUUUGCAACGCAAUACCUUUACGAAGUCUAACCAGAAUGGCUCCAACUGGCAUUAUUGACUAAAUUCUUUCUGACGCGUGAGAGAAUUUGCCAAACUUCCAAGAAGAAAUUCUAAAAGGUCCUUAAAGUUUUGUCCAGUUCCAGCAUUAGUUUCACUGUUUCUUGACAUUAUGCCUACUCUAAUGCUACAUUCUGAGCUUAACGUUGAUAACCUAUUUCAGUCUUGUAUGUUUUUCUCUGAGUACCAGGGUUCCCUGGAUGAUGAGGGGUAGUCCAGUGGCAUCCAUUCGAUUCCACACAUCCUGCCAUCCUCACACUCUGCACCCCCGCCCCAGUUAUUUAUUGAUUGAAAUUGCUUAUGUGUCCUGCCAACCCUUUUUGUGGGAGAGGGGUAGGGUUCAGUUUUGCCCUCCCUGCUGUAAUCCUGAGUAUACUGGUACCUGUAGGAAAGCUCCCUGGGAAUUGAUGGGAAUUCUGCUCCGAGAAGUUCUCGUGCUUUUGGAAUUUACCCAGUGACAGGCAGGAACUAAAAAAAAAACCUACUGGCCCUUCCAACCUAUCCCUCAUAAUCAGGGUAUCUCUUUAUAAACUCUCUCCACAUGCCUCCUGUACUCAUCUGGUGUCCUGGGAGAACUGAGAAAAACAUACAAUAUAUAAGAAAGGGGAAAGACAAUCUUGCAACACCCUUUUGAAGUGACCAUGAUGAGUGCAGCAGACCACGGGUCAUCGUUACCAGGUACCUACCUCCUGUGCAUACACAGCUGGAGCAUGAAGAGGAGGAGACCAUUCAGGCCUACCAGCCUGUACCAUCAUUCAAUUAGAUCACGGCUGCACUGGGAGCUUUUUAUUUUGAAAUGCAAUCUGAUAAGCUUCAUCAACAUAAUUUCCACCAUCCUGCCCACCGCCUCAGUCACCUAGAAAACACUCGCCUUACUCCACACCUGUUCAGGGGGGAGGGGAACAUAACAUAGGAGUAGGCGGCGACACUGUUUUAUCUGUUAAUCUGGCCAUUUCACUCCCCUCCUCCACAUUACCCAAGAAGCAAUCUUGGC
Molecule: messenger RNA, 3769 nt
Organism: Hemiscyllium ocellatum (epaulette shark)
Lineage: Eukaryota; Metazoa; Chordata; Chondrichthyes; Orectolobiformes; Hemiscylliidae
Gene: ulk3
Product: unc-51 like kinase 3
Exons: 16
Coding region: 132-1547 (471 amino acids)
Biological process (GO): peptidyl-serine phosphorylation; protein autophosphorylation; autophagosome organization
Cellular component (GO): autophagosome; cytoplasm
Molecular function (GO): protein serine/threonine kinase activity; ATP binding
Source: RefSeq, a predicted model, not a curated record